AUGAAUUCCAGCCAUAAUUUUAACAUUGUCGUGACUUUUGUCAAGAAGAUCAUGGCUCAUUUGGACGAGCCAGAUGCCAGCAAGUUAAAUUCAUUUUUAAACUUAUUCAACCAAUCGAGUUCGAAAGUCAUAUUCAAUGGUACACCUUUCAACCAAGCCAUGUCAUUUAUUGAAUUAUGGUCCAAUUCUAUUGUGAAGACCAACCACCUUUUAAGUUUAUUAGAUUUCCAUGAAAUACCGGGUACCAAUAUCCUAGUUAUCAACAUUAAUGGGAAAGUAAGAUUCGAUGAGUCUGGAAGGGAUAAGAAUGGACGUGACUCUAUAAUCCCAUUAAACAACACUCAGCCCACACAGAUGAAUGCAAACAUGGCGAAUAGAUCGAUCUGGGGUCCAUAUUUUGGAAUGUCUUUGCAACUGGUCAUUGAUAGUGCAAUUUUUAGAAACAAUACUGUAGGGAUCAUCAAUAGUUUCAAUUACAAUUUGAUUUAUAAACCAGAGGACUCUUUGAUUAAGAUAUAA
Molecule: messenger RNA, 519 nt
Organism: Henningerozyma blattae CBS 6284
Lineage: Eukaryota; Fungi; Ascomycota; Saccharomycetes; Saccharomycetales; Saccharomycetaceae
Gene: MTR2
Product: Mtr2p
Exons: 1
Coding region: 1-519 (172 amino acids)
Source: RefSeq, a predicted model, not a curated record